ACGAGGGAUUCUGCUGCAAAGGACACUGGGAUAUCAUCUGGACGACUGACGGGAAAACAACUAUGGCGAACAUGAUCGACUGUUCAGUGUAUUCUGUCUUGUUCCAUGAACAACCGACUCUGGCUCAUUCACGGGGUAGCUUAGUGUGUCAUGCACACCCACCCUCAGUGAAAUACUUGAACAGAUGGCAAUCAAGUAAUGAGUGAGCUUGCAUAAUGCGGCAACCAGCCCUGAAAAUAAAACUCUGCAGUGUGGGUGCCUGAAGCCUCCCCUGUGCAGCCAACAGACCAUCAGGCUCAUGGUGGGCUGUCUCCCCCUUUUUCCCCAUAAGGCCCCCCCAGUAUCUCAGGGGACUUGUGGCAGGACCCAUCUUGUCCCUACUGUAGCCCAUUUGUGGGUGAAAAGUCGGGGGUCACUGAGAACAGUCAAGUCCAAACAAAGACAAGCGGAUAAUCUCUCUGUGAAGAUGAGAUCGAUUUGUCUCCCCGUCUCAGGUGCAGCAAUCUCUUCGUGGCCUUGCUUCUCACUUGACAACUUGCCUUUUGGCUGCUGUCCAACGAGCAGCAAAGCAACAAGGUUCGCCUAUUUGUACUUCAACAGGAGAUCCCAUCCAGGACAUUGACAAGGCAAAGCUUCCCUUAUGGGAUAGCUAGAAUUAGGCGUCUGAAAAUCCACCCUCCCUGCAGCUUGCGCAAAUGUCCGGCGCUUCUUUUAAUGGGCGGUGAAGCAGGGACAGCUGUUCCAAUGGGUUGGUUGGGUGCUUGGAGGGGCUGUAGAAAAGGAAAGGGUGGAACAGCUGUGGUGGCAGCAAGACAAUCGUGUUGGUAGCCGGGGAGCCGGAGCCGGCGACAGUCACUCUGGAAUGCCGCUUGGACGCACGGAGGAGCCGCUCUUACGAGUGGCAGCCCAGGAAAGCUUGGCAAGAGCCCCAGGGGGCUCAGCUCAUACAGCAAUCCGUCAUGGGCACAACAGUCUUGGAGUAAGCCAUGGUUUGCCAGGGGGGCUUAUUACCCACCAGCAAGGCACUCUCUGGGGCAUGCAUGACACAACCCAUUGUGGGUAGUUAUCCAUGACGGGUUGUUGUGUUUUGUGAACCCAGUGAAUGACUUUAUUUUUAAAAAGGCAAGAUAAUCAGAGCAGGCUCUUUUUAAGCCACCAGAUUGGGUGGUUUGGGUAUUCCUGAUUUGGUGUCAUUAUGCUUUGUACCAUCUCAAACAGUUCAGGUCUUGAUCGGAGAACGGGAAAAUACACGGAUUGGGUUGGAGGAAAGCAGCAACAAAUCAAUGGCACUAAGAGGGUUACCAGUAAGACCAGCCGUUUGCCCAGGAUAGUGACCCAUUUCUGCUGUCAGCUGGGGGAACUUGGGAAAGACGGCGGAAGUUCCGUGCUUUUGUACCAUUCUUCCAUCAUCCACGGUCACUGAUUCGGAUAACUUAGAAGAUCUUCAGGCCUGGGAAUAUUAUGGGCUAUAUAGAUGGGCUUUUUUUGACAGUAAAGGCUCCAGUAGAACAGAAGCACUAAUUAGCUUUGACUUUAUCAUUGCACAAAGAAAACCAGACACAAAAGAGUUGUUGCAGAACUUACAAUAUGCGGCUUGAUAGCGGGUCCUCUGCGGGAAGCUGUAGGAAAAAGACUGUGACACACGUGUUGAAAAAAUCUAGCUGGGAUUCGAUCAUCUCUUAGAGCGAGUCAGAAUGUCUGGCCCCUGUGUGAAUCUGUCUCCAUCAAGAUAAAAGGGAAUUCUGUUAAAUUGCUGUUUUGGUGGUCCUUCAUCCCAGUGCAAGUAAGGAAUACCAGGGAGUAUUCCAAAAUACUGGAGAAGAUGUGAUGGAACUGCCACUCAUUUUCAUAUGGAGUGGCUUUGCUCCUUGGGCAGCCAGUUAAGGGAAAAUGUCUUUAGAAGGUCUGAAAGGAUUACUCCACAGAAGUCGACUCUCCCCUCAGUUCUUACUAGCCAUUUUUGAAGGGGAAAAAAAUCUAAAUCUCGCAUAUAAGGAAAUUCUUGUGCAGAUGACUACUAGAUAAUAGCAUUUUCAUGAAAAAGAACAAGCAGCAUCCAUUAGUGUAUGACAAAAUAAACCAUGGCAUAUUGCCUGAUGGAGAGGAUGAAACAGGCCAAGCCAGAGUGAUGGUUUUUAUACAGUUUGGACGUCCUGCAUUAAUUAUGCUAACUGAAAUAAAGGCAUUACUGAACCACCCUCAAUUUAGGAACAUGCUGCACAGCCCUGUUAGGAUUAAGGUUAUGGGGAAAAUGUCUUGAAAUACUUUCCUCUAGCUUCAUAUAUAUGCAAUUAUGACCGCCCUGUAUUGUAUGCUUGUGACAUAUGUCCUCUGGUUAUGGAUGUAAAUUGAAUAAAAACACAUAAAAGUCCAAACGAGUCGAUAGCUUUACCUUCACAUCCUCCACAUACUGCACAUAUGGGCAAAGGGCUCUUGAAUGAUUUCCACACUGCUGCCGCUCGGAGAACCUCUGCUGGGGACCCAUGGGAAUAGCCCCUGAAGUGGUGCUGGGGGCCCUGCCCCACUUUUUCAUCGGUUUCGUUUGUGGCUGAGCUGGCAGGUCGAGCCACAGCUGUAGCCCGGCUUCAGAGGAAAUCAGGGACUGAAUAGUGAAGAAGGAGAGUUGCCGGAUAUGGGGGGUUGCAUUGUAGCAAUUGCGGCUUCGGCCACAUCAUCGCGGUGUCAUACGCCGUCCUUUAAAAUGGAACAUUUCCAUGACUGGACGCACAUUCCUUUUCUGCCCUGCUUGGAGACUUGACAUAUGAAGUGCUAUUGUUCCCCCACGUUUUCCUGGAAAAUCUCUUUUAAGUGCAAGUUCAAAUUUAAUGCGGGUGCAUCUCUACACUACACAUGUUCCACGUGUGUAAACUGAAACUGGCCACUUGGCCAAGAAUCUGCCAAGUUUUAAGGGCUAGAAAUGCCAUCUAAUAUAUUUAGAUUUCUCACAAUUGAUUUCUUUGUUGAAAGAACUCAAAGCCAUCGACAGAUUGCUGUUUUCCAUCUUACAGUGUGCUGAAGAAUUUAUUAUUUUAGUUCAUCUAUUUUGAUGGGUCUUGAAGUUCUAAGAAUAUCCAUGUUUAAACACUGUCUUUUUCUGCUUAGGAUUGGACAUAUCCAAUGAGAAGAGAGAUGCAGGUAUGAAUAUUUCUUUUAUUGCAAGCAAGUUAUUAGAUACUUGGUGCUGCUAGAAGGGUUUAGCAAAAUCCCUUAAAAUUUCUCAGGGAUUAUAGAAUUAACAAUUGGUUCAGGAAGCAUCACUCUUCCAAGAGAAGUCUUGUAACAGCUUAUAACUGCAGAUCAGCCCCCCCCCCAAACCGCUCCCCAAAAAGCAAAACUGGAUUUCUGUAAAUUAUCAGUUUGUGUUUGUUUUUAGUUCCAGGCAUGAUCAGGUUGGCAAUAAAAGGAACCCUCCCAUCUUAGAGCAGUGGCUGCUCUGGAACUUGUGGAAAAUAGCCUUUCAACUAGGCCUUGUCCCAUAUUACCAUCCAAAGAGGGGUUCUCCCUGUAGGCCGUUAGGGCCCAUUACCUUCCCUUGCCUCCCCCUUUCUGGGCCUUAGGAACAUUUCUUAGUCACAUCAUUUCUUAAGAAAGUCCCUGCUUCCAUGUCUGAUAUCCUUGCUCCUGCCCAGCUAGCGCUUCUCUGACAAUGUUCAGCACUCUCUUCCCUUUUUAUGGGUUCUGAGAACCUGUUUACCUGUUCCCUGCAGGUGCAGGUGCUUCUUUGUCCUCUAGGCUAUUCAGUCCGCUUGUGUGCCGUAGAGAAAGCUGACUACACAGUUGGUGUAUGUUUUGCAAAUAUUUAGAAUAGCAAGAGCUUCAGGAAGUUAGAAAAUGCUGGUUAUGUACUGUGGAGGGAAAAAGCACAGAACUGGUGAAUACAUAAGCAAAAUUAAAAUAAAAUGUUUACCUUUACUAAAGUAUCUCAGCUUUUUUCAACAGGAUACUGUAGCUUGUUUACAAUUUCUAUUAUAUUGUAAAGUUUUCCCCCAAUUAAUGCAUUGUUUUAGAACUUGAUUUAGCCAAAGAAACUAGCCAUGUGUAUCUCAUAAUCAGUUUCCAUUCGGAAGUCUAGAUUCUCAGAUCUGCUGUGGGGAAGUUGAAUCCCCUCUGCCCAGUCCCAGCACAAGCAAAGAAGGAUGCAGGAAGACCUGUGCCUAUAGGUUUUUUCCUCCUUGAAAGAGGCAUCUUUGCCUCCUUUUACCAGAAAAAAAUAAUUCAAAAACGUAUACACAGAAAUAAGUGACAAUAAUUUCAUUACUGUUUGCCUGUGCAAAUUGUCAGAAUGUAGCCUCAAUUAAAAUUGUUAAGUUAUUUUUCUGAGUAAUGAGCAGGAAUGAUCUCAUGAAGAAGAGCAUAAAGUUGCUAGUCUUUGACAGCAACAUGACUGGCUGCAAUUUAUCAGGAAAAGUGUUUCCUAGCAGGAAAUGUCGAGAAAAAAAUAUUUGGCCUGUCACAUUUCCAUCUGUGAUGCAGCAGGGAGCUCUGCUGGAAAAGUUCUCGUGCAGAGGGUACUUUGGAGAAAUGGUUCGCUAAAACAACUUGUGGCUAGAAUAAGCAAGUAAUAGAAGGAAAACCUCUUUGGGCAGCAGACACCACAGAAUCUUGAUUCCCAGCUGCCCAUUCCAUAGAGGAGGAGAGGAGGUAUGGAGAUGAAGAGAAGGGGUGGGGUUCUGAGUUUGGGGUACACAUGCAAUGAAGAAAUGAGCUGAAGAUGCACAGAGUCACUUUCUGCCUGGAGCAGCGGUCCUGCCAGGGAGAAGGCUCGUUUACCUUGCUCUUGCUGCCCUUGGGCUUUUGGAGGCUUUGGGUUGCUUUUGAGGAUCAUGGCUCUAGAAGCAGUGCCAUAUAGAAUUACCUGGGGUGAGGGGGGGCUGAGUGGAUGUGGCUCCCUUGCCUGCAGCGAGCAGCCCCUGCUGUCAAGGCAUCUCUCUCCACCCCUCUGUUCUCUCCAGCUUGUCUCCUUUCCAUGGCUGCAGGGCACUAGGCACCUACAGCCAAAUGAGGAAGGUCCUUUCCCAUAAACCACGGAGACCUUGGCCCGAGUUCUCUUAGGCAAGGCCAAGGAGUCUGGCAGUGGUUCUCGCUCUGCUGCGGCACUUGGCCGGCCUGGAGUGGUGGCAUUUUAUUUCCCUGAGUUACCACCUGUGCUUUGCUGUGAAACCUUGCGUCGUAGCCCUGGCAUUAGCAGUCCAGGAAGAUGAGCCUGGGUCCGAGAUAUUAAUCCCCUUUCAAAUUUGUAUUUCCUGAGAUUGCACAUAGACGGCCAGACUGUGCUGACAAAAUAGAACUCUGCCACUGAUUUCCGUAUUGAGGAAAUUUUACCUGGGUUGUUCUUGGGCCCGUAUUCUUCAGCUAUGAAAAGCAAGCUACCUAUACUUCAGAAACAUGGAAUCACCCAUGUAAUAUGCAUACGGCAAAAUAUUGAAGCAAACUUUAUUAAACCAAACUUCCAGCAAUUAUUUAGGUAUUUAGUCUUGGAUAUUGCAGAUAAUCCCAUUGAAAAUAUAAUAAGAUUUUUCCCGAUGACUAAGGAGUUUAUUGAUGGGAGUUUACAAACUGGAGGAAAAGUUCUUGUCCACGGGAACGCAGGGAUUUCUAGAAGUGCUGCCUUAGUGAUUGCGUACAUCAUGGAGACAUUUGGAGUGAAAUACAGGGAUGCAUUUACAUAUGUACAAGAAAGAAGGUUUUGUAUUAAUCCCAAUGCUGGAUUUGUUCAUCAACUUCAGGAAUACGAAGCCAUCUAUCUAGCAAAGCUAACUAUUCAGAUGAUGUCACCUCGGCAGCUAGAGCGAUCACUGUCUGUUACUGCAGGAAGUCUGAAGCGAACUCAUGAAGAGGAUGAAGAAAUAGGCAACUUGCCAGCAGCCGCUCAGAAUGGUUGACACUGAGAGCAUCUUGGACUUGCUACUCAUGGCAGCUGCUAAUCUCAGCAAGAUGAACAACCAGAUCUAAUUUUUAAAAAUGGGAGACGAAUCCAACUUUCUUAUGCAAACCUGUCCUCCAGUAGUACACCAGGCAACAUUUUUAAGGUAUUGGAUUCCUUGACUGACUAGAUGGCACUGAUUGUUUUACUCCUCCUUUUUUUUUUUUUUUACACUUUAUAGUUUUACCCUAAACCAAGACUUUGGACUUGCAAAGAGGUAUUAUUGCAAUAAUGCACUUUUCAUACUUGAAAUUUAUUUGUAUUGAUAAAGUUAUUACUUAAGCAAAACAUGAGUUUGGGGGGAUGAUUUGUUUAUAAAGUUUUGUGUAAUUUAUAACAAGAGUCUUUAGUAAAAAAAAAAAAAAAAAACAAAAGGAAAAAAAGAAACAAUUGCAUAAAACUCACUGUGGAUUGUAUUUGUUUCAUUUUCUGAGUUUAGGCUUCAAGCAGAAGAAAACGAGUUUUAGCAAAUAUCAGAAUUUUUCGCUGUGACGAAGAAGUGAAAACACUCAGUUCAAGUCUCACUGAAAUGGUAAUCAUAAUUAAAAACGUAGAGGUCUGGAGAAUUUUCUUCCAGGUCCUCACAUCUUUAAUCAUAACAGAAAACAGAAGGCCAAAAGCCCAUUUUAAGACUUAAAUUUCAUCCUUCCUUCAACUUCUCCCUCUCCCCCUUCCCUCCCCCAAUACCGAAAUCUUUGGACCUGAAAUUUCAGGCAAUAGCUAUGUUGAUUUUUAAAAGUCCCCACUAUUGCUUCCCCUAAUUUUUCUGUGCACUUGCACGCCCAAAUAGAGUGGGGUUGAGAUUCUUGGAGUGGGACCAGCUGCCACAACAGGAAAACCAGUAACAAGAUCCCAGCGUCCCUCCUCUUAAUGACCACAGUUUGAAGCAUUGAUUCUGGCCAGUGAGCCAGAGGCAGGACAGUCGGGUGCAGAGUUAUGCGUUGCUUCUACUGACGUAUGAACCUAAUAAAAACAGAAUCCGAAAAUGUUGCAGA
This is a messenger RNA of Varanus komodoensis (Komodo dragon), 6918 nucleotides long. It is a transcript of the gene STYX, whose product is annotated as serine/threonine/tyrosine interacting protein. Gene Ontology annotation, molecular function: protein tyrosine/serine/threonine phosphatase activity; F-box domain binding. Gene Ontology annotation, cellular component: nucleoplasm; cytoplasm. Gene Ontology annotation, biological process: protein dephosphorylation; regulation of ERK1 and ERK2 cascade; negative regulation of SCF-dependent proteasomal ubiquitin-dependent catabolic process. The record is from RefSeq and is a predicted model, not a curated record. NCBI's taxonomy places the organism in Eukaryota, Metazoa, Chordata, Lepidosauria, Squamata, Varanidae. The transcript is spliced from 10 exons. The coding region runs from base 5355 to 5882 and encodes 175 amino acids.